Megalobrama amblycephala (Wuchang bream) is the source of this 1092-nucleotide messenger RNA. It is a transcript of the gene mrpl4, whose product is annotated as mitochondrial ribosomal protein L4. The record is from RefSeq and is a predicted model, not a curated record. The coding region runs from base 138 to 1043 and encodes 301 amino acids. The transcript has 9 exons. Gene Ontology annotation, molecular function: structural constituent of ribosome. Gene Ontology annotation, cellular component: ribosome. Gene Ontology annotation, biological process: translation. Lineage: Eukaryota; Metazoa; Chordata; Actinopteri; Cypriniformes; Xenocyprididae.
ACGCUGGCUUACGUCAUAUGAGGGCGACGGAAUUGUACGCAGACCAUCACGACCUUCCUGACAGGGAAACCAAAUAAUGUAAGAAGCUGAAAUUAUAACACCAGGGCUUUUAGUAUUUAAUUUAUUUAUCCCGCAUCAUGUUUCGUGCCACGUUGGCAGUAUGUGGAAGAACAGUCGUUAAAAGGUUCAUCUCAUCGGUCUCUGGAGAAAGCGCACUUCCAUCAAAUCUGCGACUGCCAUCAAAUCUCAUCGGCGUCGCGGGACAAAAGAGGGCUCCUCCAUCCGGCUCUGAUCUUCCAGUGCUGCGCAGAUGUGAGGCUGAUAUCCCGACUCACCUGGCACCCACUCAAACGUGGCUCGAGUCUUUGGAAAGUCAUGACAGUGAACCUCUUGGUGUGGUUGACCUUCACCCUGAUGUCUUCUCAGUGCCUGUCAGGCUGGAUAUUCUCCAUGCUGUAGAGGUCUGGCAACGUAAUUUCAAACGAAUAAGCCAUGCAAAAGUCAAGUCAAGAGCUGAAGUCAGCGGUGGAGGCAGGAAACCAUGGAAUCAAAAAGGAAGCGGGCGGGCACGACAUGGAAGCAUUCGUUCUCCAUUAUGGAGAGGAGGAGGAGUAGCUCAUGGUCCACGAGGACCAACCAGCUAUUAUUACAUGUUGCCCAUGAAGGUGCGGGUGCAAGGGCUGAAAAUCGCCCUAACUGCCAAACUGGCUCAGGAUUAUCUUCAUAUUGUGGACUCACUGGAGAUUCCCACUCCAGACCCCCACUAUCUCCAGGACCUGGUCAAACACAGACAGUGGGGGGAAUCUGUCCUCAUCGUUGAUGUAGGUGAUGAAUUCCCUCAGAACAUUCUCAAGGCAACCGAAAAUCUGAAAACAGUGAAUAUUAUUCCAGCUAUAGGUCUAAACGUCCACAGCAUGUUGAAACAUGAGAGUCUGGUUCUCACUCUGGAAGCUGUAAAAUUUCUUGAAAAGAAGCUUCUUUGGCAUGAUGUGCGUUAUACUCCCCUGUAUCCCUUCAAACUCCCAUACAGAGACCUGCCAUGAACACAGCAACAUUGACUUUUUGAGUAUUAAAAUGUUUAUUUCAUAAAAA